GGAGUUACUUCAAAACUUCCACACUCUCAUUUACAAAGCUGAGUGUGAAUACUCUCUUUAAUAGCACAGAUUAUUUUUAUCGUCUUGCCCUGAAAAGAUGUUUUUCUUCAAGAAAUUCUACCAGAAUAUCAUUCAUGACAGAAACCCUGACAAUGACACAAUUAAAGUUAAAGGAAAAGAGACACCUGUAUUUUAUGGAACAGUGGCCCCGUAUCCUAACUUCAAUGCAAGUAAAGAUGCUGCAAUUCUACAGAGUGCCAUUCAAAGUAAAGGAGUGGAUGAGGAUGUGAUCAUUUCACUCUUGGUCAAAAGGAACAAUGAGCAGAGACAGAAGAUCAAAGUUGUUUAUGAGGCUUCCACUGGCCAGUCACUGACUCGAGCGCUGAAGUCUGCGCUCAGGUCAGAUUUAGAGGACAUCUCUUUGGCCUUAUUGAUGCCACCAGCUCACUUUGAUGCCUACUUGAUCAGAGAUGCAACAAAGAGACUGGGCACAGAUGAAGAAGUCCUUGUAGAGGUUCUGGCAACCAGAUCAAAUAAAGACAUCCGAGAGCUGAAGAGAGUCUAUAAGGAAGAGUACGGGGAUGACCUGGAGGAUGUUAUCAAGGAUGAAACAAAGGGUGACUUCACCACAGCCCUUCUGGCUAUGUUGAAGGCAAACAAAGAUGAGAGCACAGACGUUGACAUGACUCUGGCCCAAACGGAUGCUGAGACUCUGUUCGAAGCUGGCGAGAAUACAAAAGGAGUCGACGUCUCCGCGUUCAUAGACAUCCUGACUGCACGCAGCGGACCUCAACUGUCCAAAACAUUCCAGAGGUACGCCUGUGUCAGCGACAUGACCCUACCUAAAGCUCUAAACAUGGAGCUGAGCGGAGACAUUGAAAAUUGUCUCAUUGACAUCGUGAAAUGUGCAUGGAGCACACCGGCAUUCUUUGCUGAGAAGCUCCAUCGAGCUAUGGAGCGCCACGGCACAUGUGAAGAUACUCUGAUCAGGGUGAUGGUGAGCCGCUCUGAGGUUGACCUGAAGAAGAUCUUGGAAGAAUAUAGAGCCAUGUAUGACUCCACGCUACAGGAGGACAUACUGAAAGACACAAAGCAUCAUUUUGAGAGCAUCCUUCUUGGACUGUGUGGACCGCACUGAGAAACCACUUCACUGGGAUUUUAGUCAGAGGUCUAACGUCUUCAUAUUAGUGGACAUGACAUCAUCAUUAUAUUUUAUUUGGUUGAUGCAUGAAUAAAGUCAGUAACCAGUAAUAAUGGCAGAAAUGCUAUGCUAUCUGUUUGCUAAGAUAAAAAGUGAAAAGAUUUAAGACUGUUUCAAAGAAGCUUUCAAGUCAAUUCCUCAUGAAAAUGUUCAGACUUUUUGAUUCCUUUGUUUGAAUCAAUACAUUCUCAACAUAAACUUUUCUUCUAUAUGUACAUGUGUGUGUAUAUAUACACACACACACCUAUGUGUGCAAACAAAUUACCAAAUUACAAGUAACAGGAUGGAUAUGUGUGGACAGGGUAUUGAAUUAAUUAGAAAACAUUGGAGGAUUUUUGUAGUUAAUCUCAUUGUCUGUAAAUUAUAAUAAAUCAAAUUUUUCCCCUCAAACAAAACACAACUCACAAUUAAAAUCGGCCAUUUUUGCUCAACUAGUGGUACCUCUUUCAGUUGCAAUAGAUGAGUGAGUGUUCAUUUUCGGAAAUUAGAUGACUCCAAGAUCAAGAGCGGAAGCAUACCAAUGAAAUGAGAUGAGAAACAUCUGUCACUGACCAUAUUCGA
Molecule: messenger RNA, 1762 nt
Organism: Syngnathoides biaculeatus (alligator pipefish)
Lineage: Eukaryota; Metazoa; Chordata; Actinopteri; Syngnathiformes; Syngnathidae
Product: annexin A1-like
Exons: 12
Coding region: 98-1138 (346 amino acids)
Biological process (GO): positive regulation of vesicle fusion; positive regulation of wound healing; gliogenesis
Cellular component (GO): cytoplasm; plasma membrane
Molecular function (GO): calcium ion binding; phospholipase A2 inhibitor activity; cadherin binding involved in cell-cell adhesion
Source: RefSeq, a predicted model, not a curated record